Molecule: messenger RNA, 562 nt
Organism: Polypterus senegalus (gray bichir)
Lineage: Eukaryota; Metazoa; Chordata; Cladistia; Polypteriformes; Polypteridae
Gene: rpl28
Product: ribosomal protein L28
Exons: 5
Coding region: 112-525 (137 amino acids)
Biological process (GO): translation
Cellular component (GO): cytosolic large ribosomal subunit; ribosome
Molecular function (GO): structural constituent of ribosome
Source: RefSeq, a predicted model, not a curated record
UACGGCUUCGUUCCCAGUAAUUCUCCACUCGGAGUGAUAUGUGAUAAAGUUGUAUUUCGCCGGCUUCCGGCCUCUUCGUCUCUCUUUUCGCCUGUAGGAAGGUGUUUGAAAAUGUCUGCUCAUCUACAGUGGAUGAUUAUUCGGAACUCGUCCAGCUUCCUUCUCAAGAGGAACGGACAGUCAUAUAGCACCGAACCCAACAACCUGAAAGCCAGAAACUCCUUCCGUUUCAAUGGGCUUGUACACAGAAAAACUGUUGGUGUUGAGCCUGCUGCUGACGGAAAGGGAAUUGUUGUUGUUCUCAAGAAACGUGCAGGUCAGCGUAAGCCAGUGUCGUCCUAUGAGAAGAUAACUAUUAAUAAAAACUCCAGGGCUACACUUAACAGCCUUCGCCACAUAAUUCGUAAAAACAAGUACAGGAAGGACCUUCGGAUGGCUGCUCUGCGUCGAGCUAGCGCCAUCUUGAAGAGCCAGAAGCCUGUCAUUGUGAAGAAGAAGCGCACCAGGGCUGCCAAAUCAUCAUAAAAUAAUGUAAAGCUUCAAUAAAGAUUUGUUAAAUGGU